Pangasianodon hypophthalmus (striped catfish) is the source of this 1466-nucleotide messenger RNA. RefSeq names its product inositol polyphosphate multikinase a (gene ipmka). The transcript is spliced from 4 exons. Gene Ontology annotation, molecular function: inositol-1,4,5-trisphosphate 3-kinase activity; inositol tetrakisphosphate kinase activity. NCBI's taxonomy places the organism in Eukaryota, Metazoa, Chordata, Actinopteri, Siluriformes, Pangasiidae. The coding region runs from base 314 to 1075 and encodes 253 amino acids. The record is from RefSeq and is a predicted model, not a curated record. Gene Ontology annotation, biological process: inositol phosphate biosynthetic process. Gene Ontology annotation, cellular component: nucleus; cytoplasm.
AUGGCAACACAUUUUUGCUUUGCUUUACUUCAUUUCAUAGACUGCAAAUUAAUGUUGAUGUGUGACUAAUGACUGAUUUAAUGAAGUUAUUCCUCAAUUAAUAAUUGUUUCACUGGUUAAUGAUUUAUACUGGAGUCUCCUCUCAGUGAAUGUGCUAUGUUUGCAUAGUUGACAUCAUGUCCAACAGGAACAGGAUGUAGUCGUAGUAGCCCUGUUUUAUCUGAGAAGUGAGUGGAAUGUAAGCUGAAAGGGACAUUAUGAGCUGUAUCUGAAGCUGGAGGAUGUGGCCAGGAGGUUUACAUGUCCAUGCAUCAUGGAUGUGAAGAUUGGGAGAAGGAGCUAUGAUCCGUUUGCCUCACAAGAUAAACGGGAAGAGCAGAUUAGAAAGUAUCCUCUAAUGGAAGAGAUCGGGUUCUUGAUUCUAGGAAUGAGGGUUUACCAUGUAGCUUCAGGAAGCUAUACUAGUCACGAACAGUUCUAUGGACGCAGUCUGACAAAGGGAACACUCAAAACUGGAUUAGCUAGAUUCUUCCAUAAUGGAGAAGAGCUAAGAAAAGAUGCCAUUUCUUCAAGCAUCCAUAAAAUCCGUAACAUCCUGCGCUGGUUUGAGGGCCAGAAACAGCUCCACUUCUAUGCCAGCUCUCUGUUGUUUGUGUAUGAGGGCUCUCUUCACCUAGCCAAUGCAAAGAACAGAAGUGAAGCUCUGACAGGACAGAAGCAUAUACAAGCUGAGCUAGAGAAUAAAAAUAAUGCUCAUCUCACCUGCUCAAAGUUGAAGAGUUCCUGUGGGCAGGUAAACUGUAGUAGCAUUCUUGAAGCCAUUCACUAUGUGAGGAAAGUGAAUGGGUUUGGGUCUCACUCUCUACAUCACCAGGAUAAGGGAAUGACGGCUGAAAUGGAGGCAAAAACAAACACUGAUGUUGAAGACAAGAGCUCAAAUGGAGGGAAGGAGGAAGAUGUGGAGGUCAGGAUGAUUGAUUUUGCCCAUGUGUUUCCCAGUGACAGCUCAGAUGAAGGCUACAUAUAUGGACUGAGGAGCCUCCUCUUUGCUCUGGAGCAGAUCCUCCAAGACUGACUUCCCCCCUUUUUUUUUCUGCGCUGGGUUUUUCAAAGUUUAUCUUGUAAGGAUGUUGAAAUAGUGAGGUAGUGUCAGUCAUCUAUUAUAUAAUGAAUGAUACAUUAGAUAUACUUGUAUCUGCUUAUAAUCAGACACUGCUGGUGCUGGUGGCUGGAAUACAGGAGGGAAGAUGUUUGGUGUAGAUGUUUUUACUCUAAAUCACCAAACUUACUGAAAAAAAGCCCCCAAAAAACAACUGAAUGUAAGUGACACUGAAUGUAAUUUAAAUGAAUUUAGAAAAAUAACUGCAAAAAUAAAAGCAAACUCCUCUAGAGCACAGCUCUGAUGUGAAUAUUAGAGAACUUUACAAUAGGAAAGCAUUAAAUUCUUUCUUACAAUUAAACUUUUG